Molecule: messenger RNA, 1662 nt
Organism: Dufourea novaeangliae
Lineage: Eukaryota; Metazoa; Arthropoda; Insecta; Hymenoptera; Halictidae
Gene: shd
Product: ecdysone 20-monooxygenase
Exons: 12
Coding region: 160-1662 (500 amino acids)
Molecular function (GO): monooxygenase activity; heme binding; iron ion binding
Source: RefSeq, a predicted model, not a curated record
CUACCAGACACCGUACGGGAGAAGAUAAAAUUCGCGGUUCUCCUUCGAGAAUGUCGCGGGAGCGUUAUAGAUAACCGCGUGAAAGAGAAACUGGAGCCAACGAACCUCCUGUUACGGUGUUUGACACACGCACAAGGUGUGUGUCUCGGCCAGUUCGUGAUGUUACUUUUGGGCCUCUGGUUCGAGGCGGUCGCUGCCGCUCUACUGACGAUAUUAGUGCUCGCGACCAGUUAUCGGCCAGCCUGGUGGUCCUGGACAGGGACGUUUAACAAGAAGAACGCUACUACGGCCGAGGAUGAACACCCGAGAAAAUUCAAGACGGUGGUCGACGUGCCGGGGCCUUAUUGUCUGCCGAUACUCGGUACCAGAUGGAUAUUCUCCUGUUUCGGUUAUUACCAACUGAACAAGGUCCACGACGCUUAUAAAGAUCUGAAUCAACGGUACGGGCCGUUGUGCAAAGAAGAGGCAUUAUGGAACUUCCCUGUGAUCUCGGUGUUCUCCCGUCGCGACAUCGAGGCGGUACUAAGACGAAGCUCCAAGUACCCGCUUCGUCCUCCGCAGGAGGUCAUAUCCCAUUACCGACGGUCCCGUCGCGAUCGUUACACGAAUCUCGGUCUGGUCAACGACAGAAACCGAACAGGGACAAACGUAGCACGAUCUUCGAAGAUUCGUCGACGAAGAACGGGAUACAAAGUAACUGGUUUCGAGGAGCUCGCCUACAAAAUGGGUCUGGAAAGUACCUGCACCCUGAUCUUGGGCCGACACCUUGGUUUCCUGAAGCCGGAUUCCAACGGUUCGGUCACGAUGAAGUUAGCGGACGCUGUUCGAGUCCACUUCAUGGCUUCGAGGGACGCUUUCUACGGUCUGCCCCUUUGGAAACUGCUUCCGACUUGCGCGUACAAACAGCUGAUAGAGAGCGAGGACACAAUAUACAGCAUCAUCUCGGAGAUCGUGGAGGCCACGAUACAGGAGAAACGAAACGACGCCAAGGACGAAUCCGUGGAAGCCGUUUUCCAAUCGAUUCUCAAGCAGAAGAGCCUCGAUUUGCGUGACAAAAAGGCGGCCAUUGUGGACUUCAUAGCGGCUGGCAUUCACACGCUUGGUAAUACUCUGGUGUUUCUGUUCGAUUUGAUCGGGCGUAAUCCAAGAGUACAGGCGGCACUGUACGAAGAGGUGUGCUCGCUGGCACCGCCCGGUUGCGAUCUGACGAUCGACGAUCUACGGAACGCCAAGUAUCUGCGUGCCUGUAUAAACGAGUCCUUUCGAGUCAUUCCCACGACGCCCUGCAUCGCUCGAAUCUUGGACGAGCCUAUCGAAUUCGGCGAGGAGUAUCAUCUUGCUGCCGGAACUGUGGUCAUCCUACACACCUGGAUAGCUGGUUUGAGUGAAGAAAACUUCAAAGACGCCGCGAAUUUUAUGCCGGAGAGGUGGCUGGAACCAGUCGCUCCUCAUUCGCCCCUGUUGGUCGCACCUUUUGGAGCUGGCAGAAGGAUAUGUCCGGGAAAACGUUUCGUAGAGCUCGCGUUACAGCUUAUUCUGGCCAAGAUUAUCCGAGAGUUCGACAUCGUCGUGGACGGAGAGCUCGGUUUACAAUUCCAAUUCAUCCUGGCACCGCAAGCUCCAGUGUCUCUUGGAUUCCGUGACCGUCCUCAGAAAAUAUAA